Molecule: messenger RNA, 1020 nt
Organism: Arabis nemorensis
Lineage: Eukaryota; Viridiplantae; Streptophyta; Magnoliopsida; Brassicales; Brassicaceae
Source: the annotation of a GenBank genome assembly
AUGUUUGAGAUGGAACCCAAAGAAACAGAGCCACCUCGAAAACAAUUGAGACAGCCUCCUUCUGUUCCUUUCGUUUGGGAAGAACGGCCUGGCUUCCCCAAGAAGAACUGGCAGCCUUCACUAGCCACCUUCGUGCCUUCUCCUCCUCCGCUUCCGCCACCAGUCCCAGUCCCGGUUAAGCUGAUCACGUCGGUUCCUUUCCGUUGGGAAGAGACGCCUGGAAAGCCACUCCCUUCUUCCUCAGAUUGCCCACCUCAGCUUCCACAUCCACCAUUGGAAACCGCCGCAACUCCUCCAUUACCACCACCGGUUCCAGUUCCAGUUAAGCUGGUUACAUCGGUUCCAUUCGUUUGGGAAGCAACUCCUGGACAACCAUAUCCUUGCUUUGUUGAUACCAACCCACCUGAGCCACUGGAUCAAUCGCUGCCACCGCCUCCCAUGUACGGUGAAGUUGAAACCAGCAGCGAUACUUAUGAUGACGCAAGCAGCGAUUCCUUCAGUUCUGUGCCGUCUCUACUAGCAGCAAACCAUUCAGUUUCGAUAUCCAGUGUUGUGGCGGUGGAUGAAUUUGAUGACAACCUGAAUAGAGAAAUGAUCUCGAUGCCAACAUCACCGGUUUAUGAAUCUGAUGACAGUACGAGCAGUUACAUGACGGGAGUUUCCAGCCUUGUGGGAGCUUCGUUCUUGGAAAAGCUCUUUCCACGUCUUCUUCCACAGGAAAAGGUUAAAGCUGCUGAUUCUGAGGAUGUUCAAGUUACUACUACUCAUCCGUUGCGUGAAGAACUGAAGCAUACUACAGCUUCUGACAACAUGAACAUUGGUUUUCCUGUGAGGACGCCGCAGACACUAGGCGAGCUGAUAAUGAUGAGCCGAAGGAGAAGCUAUAUGAGAAGAGCUGUUGAAAUGAGCAAGCAGAAUCCUUCCAUGGAAUUUACAAAGAAUGGAGCUGAGAGUUGCUGCAUCAAAAUGAUAGAAGGACUUGAGUGGAAAAAAUACCAACCGAGGCUGAAGCUCAUUUAG